Molecule: messenger RNA, 945 nt
Organism: Colletotrichum orchidophilum
Lineage: Eukaryota; Fungi; Ascomycota; Sordariomycetes; Glomerellales; Glomerellaceae
Product: rare lipoprotein A
Exons: 1
Coding region: 1-945 (314 amino acids)
Source: RefSeq, a predicted model, not a curated record
AUGAAGCAAUCCAUUCUCUUGUUGGCCGCCUCGGCCGCUCACAUGGCCUUCGCCAAGCCCGUCAAGCACUGCCCGGCCAAACCCCGCAGCACGACCGUUGUCACCUUCUAUGCCACCCCGACCUACGGAGGCCCGACCAUGGCCCCGGUCCAGACGCCGCCGGUCGUGCAGCCGACUCCCGUCGAACCCCCGGUCCAGAACCCCGUCGAGACACCUGUUCACACGCCAACGGUCAUCUCAUCAAUCCCGUCGGCCUCGGCUACCGUGGUGGAGCAGGCCGCCCCAUCGUCGAGCAGCAGCAGCGCCAGCACCCCGCCCGCAUCCUCGAAGCCGAUCGGCGGCAGUGGGACCAAGCAGGGCAGGUCGACCUUCUACGGCGGUAACCUCUCGGGCGGAACGUGCUCCUUCACAAACUACACCAUCCCUUCCGGCCUUUACGGCACUGCCUUCUCCGGCCAGGUUUGGGAUUCGGCCGCUCACUGCGGUGCUUGCAUCAAGGUCACUGGACCCAACGGCAAUAGCAUCACGGCCAUGAUCGUAGACGAGUGCCCCGAAUGCGACGAGGGUCACCUCGACCUUUUCCAGAACGCCUUCACCCAGCUCGGAACCGUUUCCGAAGGCGUCAUUUCAACCUCAUACGAAUUUGUUCAGUGCGGCAUCACCUCGCCCAUCAGGCUUCACAACAAGACGGGCACUUCUGCCAACUGGUUCUCCAUGCAAGUGGUGAACCCCAACGAGCCCGUGGCGAAGCUCGAGGUCAGCACGGAUGGCGGAAGGACCUGGCAGGCGACCAACCGUCAACCAUACAACUUCUUCGAGAAACCGAGUGGUUUCAAAACCGAUACUGUCGACGUUCGGGUAACGAGCGAGUCGGGAAAGACCAUCAUCGUCAACAGCGUCAGCGUCGCCGAGAAUCUCGCAACAGAUGCGUCAUCCAACUUCUAA